Messenger RNA from Thamnophis sirtalis, 2351 nucleotides. The record is from RefSeq and is a predicted model, not a curated record. Lineage: Eukaryota; Metazoa; Chordata; Lepidosauria; Squamata; Natricidae.
GGGGAAGGAUACUGUAAAGGAUGGAGUGAGCUCCCAUCCUUCGCUCCAGCUCCUGGUGGGGACACGACACUGGGUAUCCCCAACCUGGACUUUCCCCGGACAGCAGUGAUGUCACUGGCUAAUCCUUUCAAUCCAGAAGCACUUCAAUGCUUUUGACAUGAGUGCGAUGUGACCUACAUUUAUUGAUGACUGGAAGUUUCUUAUGGACUUUUUGCAUAAAAAUGAAAAAAAACUUGUGAUUUAUAGCUUUGAUUAUUAGGACAGAUAGAUUAUAGAAAGAAGAAGAAUAUGUUGUAAUUUUAAAGAAUUUGAUUUCUAACUUUUAUAUAACUUAUAGAAGAAAAACUGUUUUAGAAGCAUUUUGUGUGCGGGUGGGUGCAUUUUUGAGAAUGAGAAUCUUAGAAUGUCACCAAGUAUCUGUAAAGCAGGCUUUGUAACCUUAACCAAAAAAGACUUUUAUUGAUAAGAAAUACAUUAAGGGGACAAACAAAAAUUAUUUUCAAGCCUACCAGAAAGUGUGCCAGAAAGGAAGCUGCAAUCAGAAAGUCAUCAAAUGUUGAAAACUGCUGGAUCCUGGAACCAUGAGCACUUGGUAACUAAUGUUAUCAGAUGCCUCUUUAGACCUUGCCAAACUUUCAAGCAGAAUUUCUUUAUGCGUAGCUGGGGAUUGAUUUUUUAUUUUAUUUUAUUCUUUUUAUUUAUUUUUUCUUGAGAACACUAAGAUAAUUGUUGUAUUUUGUUCAUGAAAACACUUGUUGCAUUUGUUUUACUGUCUCUUAUCUGGUGAGUUUCUUGUACAUGUAUGAUGCUAAGUCAAAGUUAUUAAUUAUGAUUUGCUGAAUAAGCCACUUUAAAAAAGAGCAGUAAACCACAAAAAGGAGCCUGUUAGCAAAAGGGGGAAUCCCCCCCACCCUGCAAAAGUGACUCUGGAGAGAAAGGAAGGUUACUGAAAUCUAGUAUGUACUGGCUUAACAGCUUAUACAUUUCUUAUUAUCUCUGAUAACUUUUUUAGAAAAAGUUAUGUUUCUGAUCAGAUUGCGGAAUAGAAAGUAAUUGGUUGACUUCUUCUAUCAAGAAUGGGAAAUUUCCCAGUUACAGUGUCAGGUAGUUCAAACUGACUUCAUUUCAGGAACUGAAUGCUGCCUUUGUCUCUUCUAAUAUGUUUCUUAAUAAAGAUAUUUCUACUUUCAGGAAGUUUGAGUACAAAGUAUAUAAUGUGGUAAUCACUGUGUUUAGCAAUCUACUCUUCCUCUAGAGUAGCUGGUGAUGUAACAGGUAAAUUGUCACUCACCAAAUAACCCCAUCCCUCCCUUCUUAUUAAGCUAAACAGACUUCCCAUUUGGUAUCAGUCUGAGCCAGAAUCUGGCUCUGCAAGCAUGGUUGCCUUCCAGCCUCACUUUUGGGUUGUCUUCCUGACUGGGGCUAUUCUUGGGGCCUCUGCUGUGGAAACAUUCCUUGCUGCCAUCUAUGAGCAUGCUGUUAUACUUACAGGACCCACCCCCAAACUUGUCUCUCCAGAAGAAGCCCUGAACUUAAUGAACAGAAAUCUAGACAUCUUAGAAGAAGCCAUCAAGACAGCUGCUGAACAGGGAGCCCGUAUCAUUGUGACCUCUGAAGAUGGCAUUUAUGGGUGGGUCUUUACUCGGGAAACAAUUUAUCCUUAUCUUGAGGAUAUACCAGAUCCUGAAGUAAACUGGAUUCCGUGCAAUGAUCCAGAAAGGUUUGGAUUUAACCCAGUGCAGAAAAGGCUUAGUUGCAUGGCAAAGAAUUAUGGCAUCUAUGUGGUUGCCAAUAUGGGCGACAAAAAACCGUGCAACUCCAGUGAUCCUAAGUGUCCCAGUGAUGGUCGCUAUCAGUACAAUACCAAUGUUGUUUAUGAUUCAGAAGGAAAGUUUCUGGUCCGUUAUCACAAGUACAACCUUUUUGCCUCAGAAAUCCACUUCAAUUUUGCGAAGGAGCCACAGUUUGUCAACUUCAACACCUCCUUUGGGAAGUUUGGUGUUUUCACUUGCGCUGAUAUGCUUAACUUUCGUGAACCUGCCAUCUCAUUGGUGGAAAAAUUCAAGGUGGACACCAUCCUUUUUCCGACUGCUUGGUUAAAUACUCUACCCCUUUUGUCUGCUGUUCAAUAUUACUCAGCCUGGGCAAUGGGAACGCGUGUGAAUGUCCUUGCGGCUAAUAUACACAAACCCAGUUUGGACAUUACUGGUAACUACAAUCUUUAUAUGCUUGGUUUAAAAUUAGAUCUUAAUAUGUGUAAUGUGUAUAAAUGAAUACAUACUAACGACUGGGUUCACACGUCAGAGAAAAUCAUAAGGUGGUUUGUUUGUCUUUACAUCUUGUGUGCCUUC